Messenger RNA from Sphaerodactylus townsendi, 1527 nucleotides. RefSeq names its product apoptosis enhancing nuclease (gene AEN). The transcript is spliced from 4 exons. Gene Ontology annotation, cellular component: nucleus. The coding region runs from base 115 to 1197 and encodes 360 amino acids. The record is from RefSeq and is a predicted model, not a curated record. Gene Ontology annotation, molecular function: nucleic acid binding; exonuclease activity. NCBI's taxonomy places the organism in Eukaryota, Metazoa, Chordata, Lepidosauria, Squamata, Sphaerodactylidae.
GGAGAACUUGCCCGGGCAUGUAAGCUGGGUUCGGGAAGCGUUCGCUUCCGGGAUUGACACGUGGGGACCCGGCUUGUUUAGGCGCCUUCUAGCAGCAGACAUCGGCUUGGGGGAAUGAAUCCGGCCAAAGCCGACCAGGUGGGUCGUUUGGGGGUGGAUGGCCACCUUCUCAUGCACCUCCACUGCAAGUGGGAUCCAGGCCUGUUUCUCAAUAAAGCUCUUCCAGGUGUCCAGGCUGGAAGGCGCAGUAAAAAAAAGUGCAGGAAGCACCAGCGUUGUCUGGUGCGUAAGAUGCUGGAACAGAAGGAGUUGCCGGGAUGCGGAGUGGAAGAGGAGACCCUGGGCGUGGCAUCAGACCUCUUGAAGAGCGGCAGAAAGCAGGGCCAGAAAGCCAGCCAGUUGGCCACGGAGGAGGUGGGGAAGAGUUUUGCCAUGCUCCGUCCAGCGAAGUCGGUUCCAUCUACUGGAACAGCCAGGCAGUGUUCUUCUUCCCGAGACGGUGGGAAUGCGAUUCCCUUGCCCUUCGGCUCUGCUGCGGAUGCCAAUUCUUUGUCCUAUCUGACGCCCAAGUCUAAGAAGCCGGUGGCUGUAGAUUGUGAAAUGGUGGGCACAGGCCCCGCCGGGAAAGUGAGCGAGCUGGCUCGGUGCUCGGUGGUGAACUACGACGGGGACGUGAUCUACGACAAAUACAUCCGGCCGCAGAUGCCAGUUGUGGAUUAUAGGACUCGGUGGAGUGGGAUCACCUGGCGGCACAUGGCGAAGGCGACUCCUUUCAUGAAGGCACGGGCAGAGAUCCUACAGAUCCUAAGAGACAAGAUCGUGGUGGGGCACGCCCUCCACAAUGACUUCCGAGCCCUGAAGUAUUUCCAUCCCCACGAAUGGAUGCGCGACACGAGCCAGAGCCCCCUCCUGAGAGAGAAGGGGGGGCUCCCUCUAAAAUCCAGCGCCUCUCUCAAGAGCCUUGCCCAGCGGCUGCUGAACAGACAGAUUCAGGUGAGCAGAAAGGGGCACUCAUCCGUAGAAGAUGCUCAGGCCUCGAUGGAGCUGUACAGAUUGGUGGAGGUGCAGUGGGAGAAAGACAUGACCACCCGACUCGCCUCGAGUCCCGCGAACGGCCCCCCAGUUAACUGCUCCGAUAAUGACCGCUACAUGGACGAUCAGUACUGGCCGGAUGACCUUAACUUGGACUGCAAAUGAAAGCUCAACCUCGAGGGCAGACUCUGCGUUGGUCUUUUAAGAGAGACCUGUUGAAAACUGUCUGCACUGGGAAACAUCAGUUGAAUCUCAGGAUUUGGGCCUAUGGAAUUUCACAAGCCAAAGACACCCUCUGACCACACCAGCAUAUAUAUUUAUUUAUUUGUCCAAUUUUUAGCCGGCUUUUUCCCAACCGAGACGGGCUCAGAGCAGCUAACAGCACUACACAUCCUAUGCUGAUGAGAUAAGAUUAGCGUGUCGACGUCCUUCUGCCAGCUAAAAACAGAACAGAAGUGAACAAUAUCAAAUAAAUGGCAAUAAAACUGAACCAAA